Molecule: messenger RNA, 3833 nt
Organism: Myripristis murdjan (pinecone soldierfish)
Lineage: Eukaryota; Metazoa; Chordata; Actinopteri; Holocentriformes; Holocentridae
Gene: unk
Product: unk zinc finger
Exons: 15
Coding region: 139-2589 (816 amino acids)
Biological process (GO): cell morphogenesis involved in neuron differentiation
Molecular function (GO): metal ion binding; mRNA CDS binding
Source: RefSeq, a predicted model, not a curated record
GUGUUGAUACUUUGCUUGUACUUCCUCUCGCCCUGCGCAUGCUCACAUCAGUGUAGAAUGCGGAUUUCGAAGCUAACAAGGAUAGCUAGCCCGUAAGCUAAAAACAAGGUUCUUGUUCCUACGCUUCAAACAGGGAAAAUGUCCAAAACGCACCCACAAGCCCCAUCGUCUUCGGGAGGGACGGCUACCGGGGGUCCAUCCUCCUCCUCCUCAUCUUCGCCCGCAGGAGGCUCGACAUCUCCCGCCACCGUGUUGAACGUACAGCCCGAGAAACCUCAACAUUACACAUACCUUAAGGAGUUCAGAACUGAGCAGUGCCCCCUGUUUGUGCAGCAUAAAUGCACACAGCAUCGGCCUUUUGCCUGUUUCCACUGGCAUUUCCUGAACCAGCGGCGACGCAGGCCCAUCCGCAGACGGGAUGGGACCUUCAAUUACAGCCCAGACGUCUAUUGCACCAAAUAUGAUGAGGGAACAGGCACCUGCCCCGAUGGAGACGAAUGUCCAUUCCUGCACCGGACAGCAGGGGACACAGAGCGCCGAUACCACCUCCGCUACUACAAGACAGGCUCGUGUAUCCAUGAAACUGAUGCAAAAGGCCACUGCAGCAAGAACGGCUCCCACUGCGCCUUUGCUCACGGGUCACAUGACCUGCGCAGCCCUGUUUAUGAUAUCAGGGAGGUGCAGGUGAUGGAGUCUCAGGGAGGCUCAGGGGCGGCGGAGGGAAGUGGAGGAGAUGGGCAGUCAGGACAGGCAGCCAGCACUGCCCUCAUAGAGAAGAUCUUGAGUGAGGAGCCACGCUGGCAAGAUAACACAUACGUACUGUCCCACUACAAGACAGAGCUCUGCAAGAAACCACCUCGUCUGUGCCGUCAAGGUUAUGCCUGUCCAUACUACCAUAACAGCAAAGACAGGAGGCGCAGUCCACACAAACACAAAUACAGAGCGUUGCCAUGUCCAGCAGUGAAACACAGCGAGGAAUGGGGAGAUCCCAGCAAAUGUGAGGGAGCAGAGGCAUGCCAGUAUUGCCACACACGCACAGAGCAACAGUUCCAUCCUGAGAUCUACAAAUCCACCAAGUGUAAUGAUAUGCAGCAGUGUGGCAGCUGUCCCAGAGGGCCAUUCUGUGCCUUUGCACAUGUUGAAAAGCCCUUUGUUCCUGAGGAGCCAUCAUUCGCUACUCCCAGCUCCCCUCCACCCCCCAGACCUCCAGAUCCCCUUCCUGCACAGGAUGCCUCUGUGAGUCCCAGUGGACACAACAUUGUGCCGGUUCCAGUACCUGGUUCUGCCGGGGACCCCUUCUCCCCUUCCGGAGGCUCAUCAUGUGUAGCAGAGCAGGGCCUGCUGGGUAGGGUUUUGUCUCUUUGUGAGGACGUGGGUGGAGGAGGAGAGCCUCUGUCUCCAUGGGCUGGAGAGGGAGGAUAUUGCAGAGCACCUGGCUUUGAGAGGGAGGAUCAGGCCAAGCAGAGGGGUUUUGCACUGGAGCAACGCAGUAGAGAAAUGCCAUCUGCUCAUAGCAAACAGGACCUGUUGGUGUUUCUGCCGGUGGGCAGCCCUUUGAGUCUGUCAUCCAGCAUACCCUCUAGUCUGGCCGCCACGCCGCCCAGCCCUGCCCCUCCCGGACCCCCAGGACCUGGCAUCACCUCAGGCAUGAACGCCAACGCCCUACCCUUUUACCCUACCAGCGAAACUGUGGAGUCUGUAGUUGAGUCAGCCCUGGAUGAUCUUGACCUGAACGAUUUCGGGGUCUCUGCUCUGGAGAGGAGCCUGGAGAGUAGCUCUGCUCUGCCGAGCGUGGGAGUAAUGCUGGGAGGAAAUCAGCUUCAGAGUUCUGCCCCUGUCAAUAUCCCAGGAUCCCUCAGCAGCUCCGCCCCUUUUAGCUCCCCUUCACCUUCUCCUCCAAUCAGACCACACGCUUCCCCAUUCUUCUCAACCCACCUGUCACAGCCUGGCCAAUCAGAGAGCAGCUUCCUGGGACCGUCUCAUAGCUCUUUAGGUCUGAAUGGUAUGAGUAGUAGUAUAUGGGAGCAUUUCCCAUCAGGCCAGGGUUCACCAGGGACCCCACCCACCUUGCUGCCCUCUGGUCCCAGUGCAGAGACAGCCAGGCUCAAACAGGAGCUGGAGGAAGCUCACAGGACACUGAAGCAGUGGGAUCACAGCUGGAGACACACUGCACAGUCGUGGGCGGCGCUGAAAGCAGACGCGGAGGAGUCCCGUGCCCAUGCAGCACGGUUAGCCAUGGAGGCGGAGAGAGCCCGGCAGGCUGAGGAGGAGGCACAGAGACAGGCUUCCCUCCUGCAGGAGGCACUGGAUAGCCUGAGGAAUGGAGACAACCCCCACCUAGCACUGCACCAACUCCAGCUGCUGCACAGGCUGCCUCUCGAGUCUGUCCUGAGCCUGCAGGCCCAGCUCUGUAGCUGCUUACACGCCGUCGAACAGGUGGUGUACAGGAAGCAGAGGCAGUGCUGUGUGACGUGUGGAGAGCAGGGCUCCGUGUCUCUGCCCUGUGGCCACGGACUGCAGUGUGACAGCUGCUCCACCUCGACAGAGUGCCCCCUCUGCCCCGAACAGAGCCUGGACCAGCUCUCCUGACUUGAUCACAUCGCUGAUCCCAGACCUGUCAGUCCUGAUUCUAGAGAGACCAGCCUAACAUCUCUACUGCUAAUCAUAACUAUGCCGGGGUCCCUUUUUCACUUAGCGACAACACAAGCACUGAUCAGGUUUUGUACUUGGAAGACGAGGUAUACUAAUGAAUGACCAGCUUAGAGAACUGGUCAAGGGGUAAAAGCUCUUUAUUAUGUAAUUUAGGAUUUAUCUAUUGUCCAGUGUUACCCACCAAAAACCAGUAAAUGUGACUUGUUGAUGCUCUUGACCAGCCACACUGUUCUUAACCCCUCUUCUUGACUAGUGAAAAUAACCCAAAGACCUGCAGUUAUUUCUUUGUUUUUUUGUUUUAACCCAAACCAUGAACCAUUAAUGGUAACUGCUAUGUUGAUCUAUUUUAACAAAAUCAACAGGUCUGAUUCAGAAAGUAAGGCAAAGGGCAUAUUCAGUUUCAUCCAGACGACUAUCACAAUGCUACAGCCAAUGGGGCCAUAAUACCAGUCAGCUGGUAGCGCAUGUGUAGACUAUGCCUUUACUGUCAAAUCCUCAUUCACUAUUUUUUUUUUUUUUUUUUUAGCAAAACAGUUUUAAAAUUGGUGAUUAAUGUUUGAUAAUAAUAGCAAAAAAUAUUUUAAAAAUUAGUAACAUUUGUUUUUGGACUUUAUAACAGAUGGCCUCUGUUGAAGCACUCAGGUUUUCUCUGUAAUAUUCUAUGUUAACUGGAAGAGGGGAGCAUGUUAACACAAUCAAGACAAAAUGUACUCAGUCAACUAGUGUAGUCUUUGAAAUUACAUAUUAUAUUUUUUCAUUUUUAGUUUAACGCUUUUCAUGUUAACUGAAACAUACAAUUUUUUUUUUGUCAAAACCAGACUUUUUUCUAUUUUAUAAAUCAGUGUAUCACAGGUUUUGCUGCCAAAAUUUUUACAUUUGUAGUAAUCUUUGACAUUUCACAGUGUGUCAAAUGUAGUCUAAUAUAUAUAUUAUAUAUACAUAGUUAAGUGAUAUCAUACUUUUCUCUUGCACUGAUUAGACAAAGUAUCAGGAAGCAUAUAAAGGUAUAAGGGUGUGUGUGGGAUAGUUGCAAGUGCGAGGGUGUUCAUGAUCACUGUGAUGGUCACUGGUAAACUCAUGCUUAGCAUACGGUCCACACCACCCACACAAGUCAUCCAACAGUGUUUCAUUCUGAGUGGAGUUUUGGUAUAGAUCAUUAAAAGAAAUUGUAUAUUUUUGGA